AUGCAUUAUCCGCACGCCCUCUCGCGCUCCCGCGAGGCCCCCUACCCCCAUGCGUCCUCCAGCAGCUCCCUCUCUUCCGCAGCGUCCUCGGACCUCCUCCCUGCGGCAGCGCCCUCCAUCUCUUCUCAGUCCGAUAUUGCCUCCGAUCUCUCUCUCUCGUCUUCCCCCAAGGCCCUGCCGCCUCUCAAAGCUGCUAACCGCUUCUUCUUACCGCUCCAGCACCGUUCGCCCUCUGCGCCAGUGUCUGCUAUGGGCCAGUCGCUCGCCCCUGCCACACAGCCAUCUCGUCCAGCUUCGCCUGCCAAUGCCAGCACUGGGCCUGCUAGCCGCAUCAAGCGCGCGUGGGCCGUUCGCAGGAAGAAAUCAGAGGAUGUCACCGCCGUCUUUGCCGCCUCGGGCUUCCCCUCCAAGGACAAGGCGCGCGAGAGCACCGACACUGAUUAUGACCCAUCCGCGUCCGUCUCGGAUCUCUCACAUACGUCAUCCCACGCGAACUCACUUGCGAGCGACCGUGGGCACAAUCCGUUCGCGAUCGCGUCCACCAAGCUCAAUGUCUUUGGCGGUAGAAAGGUGACGGGAGGUUCGGAACCCAAGAACUUCAAGCAUAGCGGGAGCCCACCACCGCCGCCUCCACCGCCCAAAGAGGCAUCUGCGCCUCCAACCCCGCGAAGGGCUCCCAUUUCCCCACCGUUAUCUACCCCGCAGCCGUCGCUGCGCGUGCCCAUACCUACUGCUGGCACACCUGUUUUGCGUCCCAAGGAGAGCUUACCGUCGAUACCCACGCAAUCCCCCUCUCCAUCAAUAUCGCCGUCACCCUCACCCUCACCAGCAGCGGACAAGGAGCGGCUAAAGGAGGACUGGCGUAAGAGCGAUUCGACAAUGACGUCGCACUGCACGAUCCGGCCGGGUGCACUUGCGGGAAAUCGCUCGCCAAGGCCAGUGUCGCUGGCCGAGUCGAGCCAUUCUGGGCACACCAUCGUACCGGUCAACAAGCGGCUGAGUGCCCUGCUCACAGAUUCCGAGUUUGCAAUGGUGGAGGAGAGCUCCGAUGACUCGGAGGAAGAGCAAGAGGGCGAGAGGUUGGCCCGCAUUAUGUCAGGCUCGAGAGGAGGGAAGUCAUCGUCGCCCGCGGCUUCCGUCAGGACGCGCAAUCGUCGCUCGCUCUCGGUGAACUUCCCCCCAGGGCAUCCGUUCAGCCACGCACCCGAGUCGGCGCCCCAGGUGCCCACACGUCCCCCUUCGAGUGCGGGUUAUUACGCGAUACAUGCGCCCAGUGCCUCCGUGUCGCCGCUGAUGACGACGAUAUCGCGCGACUCGCCAACGCUUACGCGCACGGCGGCGAACGGCUUCAUCGCGCCGCUGAACACUGCUGGCGCCCAAUACAGUACUGGGAGCCACAUCAAGAGGCGGCUCGCGGCGUGGACAUCCGCUUCGGCAGGAAACACGCCCACACGUAUGCACCCAGCCCAACCACUCCCUGCUGUGCCUCCAACGUCGCAGCGUAUGGCUUGGCGGCGCGUCUCGCCGCCGAAUCAGGCAUCGGAAGGACAUCUGCAGGCUCAAAGCUCGAGUCCCCCACCGUCCUUCAGACAGACUGCGGUCAGCAUGACCGGAAGCCUCGCGCCUGCAGCAGGACUUGCAGUGGGCCUGGGCAAGCGCGCCGUCGAGAAAGUUGGCCGCGCGUGGGGUGGGUUCAGCACGUCGAGCAGCGGACACAGUCUCGGCGCGGGAUCAGUGCACUCGGUGUCGACCUCGUCCGUCGCAUCGUCGGACCACGGCCACGGGUUCCCUCUGGGCCGGACGGUAUCGAAAGAGUCGAGUAGUGUGUUGUCGCAUGUGGGGAGUGGCUUGAGCGGGGUGGUGUCGGGGAAGGUGAAGGGGAAGAAGGAGAAACGCAAAGGCUUCGCGGCACCAAGCGUUGCGUCGAGCGUGACAUCGUCGUCGGCGUCCGAUAUGGACGGAUUUGUCAUGUCGGGCCCGACGCUGGGACGGAGGCUGCGCGGCCCGCGGCAGACGCCGUCGGGCGCGAGCAUCGUGGGCGGGCUGGUGUUUAAGCGCGACUUGAAGACCUGCGUCGCGGAGACAGCGAUCAGGGGGAACAUGUCGCGCGAUGAGAACGAGGACAGGCGCAGUGUGCCACUACUGGAGGACCGGCUUGUGCCGGCUCUGGUGGUGAGAUGUGCGCAACAUGUGUUGCGGUGGGGUGUGCAAGAGGAGGGGCUGUUUCGAGUGAGUGGGCGGUCGUCGCAUGUCGCAAAGUUGCGCUCGGAAUUCGAUGCGGGGUGUGACUGGGAUAUGGCUGAAUGUGAUCCGUCGGAUUUGGACCCUCAUGCGGUCGCUUCGAUAUUUAAAACAUACCUACGGGAACUACCCGAGUCAAUCUUGACGGCGAGUCUCAUUCCAUACUUCGAGUCUGCGCUCGCUACCGAGAACGAGAAUCGGGCGAGCCUUGACUCGUCGAUCAACGGCUCUGUCAAGUCGCCGCCAACGCACCAACGUAGCGGAUCGGCGCUCGAGUUGCGCAAAGCACCUUCGCUGUCUACGCUUGCUGUUCCCAGCUUCGCCGGAAAGCGUGUGGUGUCGGAUUCGCUCCUCAAUGCCCUCACAUGGCUCAUUUCCCGCCUUCCUGCUGAGAACCGUGACCUGCUAUACACGGUAGCCGAGCUCAUCAAGGCUACGGCAGCUCACAGUUCGCAGACCAAGAUGCCACUCGGCAACCUUCUCCUCGUGUUCUGCCCCAGCCUGAACAUGGCCCCCGAACUGCUGCGCGUGCUAUGUGAGCACGACAUCAUAUGGCAGGGUGUGCCUGAGCCUGUCGCUGAUACCCCAGAGGCGAGUGACGACGCAGAGGCUGAAGAAUCGGAGGACGAGUCUGCAGACAUCCGGGCGACGUUCGUUACCGCACCGGAGCUGAGGCUGAGCGCCGAGGCGUCUGAGGUCCUCUCGCGGGACUCGUCAAUGUCGUCGACCGAUAUCCCCACAGAAGACGACGAAGUGCAUCUGGAGACGCCCGCAGACUCUACGCCUGCUAUCAUCGAACGUGCCAAGUCGUCGGAUGCGAAGAUGGACCACCGUACUGCCCAAGUCAUUGAUGUGGAGAUUGUGGAUCAGCCGGAGAUGUCGACCCCAAAUGCACAGUCGGUGUCUGGGUUUGCUUCUAUGCAGCGUGCGCCGGAGCUCGUGCUGCUGCCGCCGCUCAGCCCCAUCUCCCCAGUUUCGCUCAGGGACGACAGCGGAUCCUUCGUAUCUGCGCUUGGGCCUCCGUCAGCCGUCCCCACAAGAUCGCCUAGCCCUGUCGCAGGAAGUAGGGCAUCAAGCCCUCACGCGGUCCCCACCCUCUCAUCGUCUGCUGAGUCGCUCAGCUCCCCUUCGGAAACAUCCGAGGAGCCAGUAUCACCUCAGCCCCGCUCGUCAACUGAUGCGGAAGGUGAGCAGGAAGGAGCGCGCAGUGUGAACUACAAGCAUGCGCCGGUACUGGACCAUACACAAUCACAGGACUCAUUGGCCAUUCCAAUAUUGUCAAAAGAGGCAACGGACAUGUCCCCUCCGCGCCGCCCUGAAGUAAGCACUCACACUUCCGCCCCUGCAUCGGCUCCCGUAGUUGCCGUGCCGUUCCCGAGUACCGGUGGGACCACCCCUGACACUCCCGUAUCGCGUCGGAAAUCCUUCUCACUGUUGAACUUCCCGUCUCUACGCUCAGACCCUGGCCCCGGUCCGUCUCCCGUUCGAGCCGACCCUAAGAUAUCCCUACUCUCGACAAGCCUUGGCAUCCAUUCAACUAUUCCUCCGCCCUCGAGCUGGCAUCGUCCCAAGCGUCCAUCACUCCAUCUACUCUUGAAGACACUCUCAGGGUCUGGAUCGCGUCCUCAAACUCCAAGCGUUGCAAAUCCUAGUGCGAUGGCCAGCGUAUCGUCACUUCCGGUAUAUGGUAGCCAACAGUCUCCACUCCAGGCUACAGCGUCAGUGCCAUCUCUUACAGAAUUGCCAACGAUUGUCACUCCGAGCGUGCCACCGAAAUUGGAAACAACUAUCUCCUUGUCGCCCAUGGAGCUUGGUUUCCAGGAUGCGGAUGCUCAGUCGGCGGAGCCCAAGCAACAGGUUCAGCCUGCCAUUGUGGAUGCUCGCAAUAAAGGUGUCUCUGAGAACUCACCCUCUUCGUCGAGGCCAGGCUCUCAAGGUGGCGAUAGCCACUUACGGGCGCGCACCGAAUCAUACGCGCCGUCCUUGUAUGCGACACCGCUCGGGACGACACCGCAGACCCCCAUAGCUGAUUUGUAUCAAGUCCAGGCGCGUUCGAAGUCUGCUCUAUCAUUCUUCAAUGACCUAGGCGUUGAGCGCUGUAGAGAGCGGAAGAAGGAAGUGGAUGAACACGGCCUAUAUGUCAUGGCGCGGUCGCACUCUGAGGUGUCGCAGGUCUCAGUCACGCCAUCCAUCGAGCUACCUGUGGAGGACUCCCAGGAGGAUUGGGCCGAGAGCGUUUUGUCAGCUGCCCAGGGUGUGAGGAAUGACAACGAGCUGAACGCCCCCAAUGCAUAGGUGGGCUGUUUACCGGCAAUAAUGACGCUGAGCGUUUUGCUGUUUACUUUCUGUCGAAUGAAUGGUGUUGACAUCGUCUUGGGUUACUAACGUUAACGAUCUGCGUUCAAUAUUUUAAACAUACCGGACAUUUUCUAUCGUCUUUUUAUCUCAUUCGCUUGGUUCUCCUUCAGUUUACACGUCAGGUCUGCACGUAGUAUCUCACCGAUCUCCAUUAACGGUAUCAGUCAUAUCUCGCAGUCGGAAUGUCCUAUGCAUAAUCACCCUCGUCAAGUGUAGUAUUUUCUCAAAAUGAAAUCGGAAAUAGUUAUAAUUC
This is a messenger RNA of Postia placenta MAD-698-R-SB12, 4852 nucleotides long. RefSeq lists its product as hypothetical. NCBI's taxonomy places the organism in Eukaryota, Fungi, Basidiomycota, Agaricomycetes, Polyporales, Adustoporiaceae. Gene Ontology annotation, biological process: small GTPase-mediated signal transduction. Gene Ontology annotation, molecular function: GTPase activator activity; small GTPase binding. Bases 1 to 4536 code for a protein of 1511 amino acids. The transcript is spliced from 4 exons. The record is from RefSeq and is a predicted model, not a curated record.